GUUCACUCUAUUUUCUCCCUGGCCUCAUCCCAUUCGGUUCCCCACCUGAUACAUCGAUCAUCGUCUGUCGUGUGUUUAACCGUUGGUUUUAAUUCCUUCUAUCUUGCAUUUGAAAUCUUUUUGAUUUCUUCGGUUUUUGUUCUUUCCAACUUCAUAUAAACAUCAUCGCCAUGGCCCAGCAAACCCCAACCUUCAAGCUCGUCCUCGUUGGUGACGGUGGUACUGGAAAGACCACCUUCGUCAAGCGCCACCUUACUGGUGAAUUUGAAAAGAAAUACAUCGCCACUCUCGGUGUCGAGGUUCACCCUCUUGUCUUCACCACUAACCUGGGAACAAUCCAGUUUGAUGUGUGGGAUACCGCCGGUCAAGAGAAGUUCGGUGGUCUGAGAGAUGGAUACUAUAUCAACGGACAGUGCGGUAUCAUCAUGUUUGAUGUUACCUCGCGUAUUACCUACAAGAACGUUCCCAACUGGCACCGUGAUCUCGUCCGUGUCUGCGAGAACAUCCCCAUCGUCCUCUGCGGUAACAAGGUCGACGUCAAGGAGCGUAAGGUGAAGGCUAAGACCAUUACCUUCCACCGCAAGAAGAACCUGCAGUACUACGAUAUCUCCGCCAAGUCCAACUACAACUUCGAGAAGCCUUUCCUGUGGCUUGCCCGGAAACUGGUUGGCAACCCUCAGCUGGAAUUCGUUGCCGCUCCUGCCCUUGCUCCUCCUGAGGUCCAGGUUGACGCCGCCCUCAUGCAGAAGUACCAGGAGGAGAUGAACGCUGCCUCCCAGAUGCCUCUGCCCGACGAGGAGGAUGCCGAUCUCUAGAUGUCUAAAUCGAUGAGAGUUUUGGGUGGGACUUCGGUCAUAUGCCAAUGACCGUUUGUCUACUCCGGGUGGGUUACUUGGAACGAUACGCAAAGUCUCGAAUUACGAUACAACGAUAGCGGUCGGUGGAUUGGUUUGAGGACGGCUGGCAUGAUUUGCUUUUUUUUAUCCCUUUUUUUUUUUUCCUUUUUUUCACCCAAUAUUUAACCACUAGUAGUCUAGACUCCUUAUCUCUACAAAGUUCAUAUGAAUCGCAGCUAUAACCAUAGUUGUCGGGAAAGAAAAAGUUUCCAUCUCGUUA
Molecule: messenger RNA, 1116 nt
Organism: Aspergillus ochraceoroseus IBT 24754
Lineage: Eukaryota; Fungi; Ascomycota; Eurotiomycetes; Eurotiales; Aspergillaceae
Product: Ran family GTP-binding nuclear protein
Exons: 5
Coding region: 171-815 (214 amino acids)
Biological process (GO): ribosomal subunit export from nucleus; protein import into nucleus
Cellular component (GO): nucleus; cytoplasm
Molecular function (GO): GTPase activity; GTP binding
Source: RefSeq, a predicted model, not a curated record